UCAGGUCUUGUCAUAGGUUUAGCAUCAAGCAAAAAUGACAUAAUGGACAUAAUAAAAACAAUGCUUGAAAACACAACAUAUAGUAGGUGUUAGUAAUGUCCAAAAGAUGUUGUGCGGCUUCUUGUUACAAUUCAAUUGCUACAAAUCGAGACGUAGAGUAUUUCGGAUUUCCUAAAAGUGCAGAAUAUGCGACGGCGUGGGCUAAAGCAGCAGGGCGAGAAGAUCUUUUAGAAAAAAGCCUGAAUAAUAUUAUAAAAUAUUUUCUAUGUUCUGAACAUUUUACCGACGAAUGUUUCCAAGAUCACCCAAUGAACCGAAAACUCAAGAAGUCAUCACGACCUGUGAUGGUACCAAUACCGACGAUAUUUCAAAACAAUUUUAAUGAAUGUGUCUCAAAAUUACUGAAAGAGGAGCAUUGUUCCUUACCAACUAGUAGUUUUGAGAGACGAGGAAAAGAUUCACAUGAACACACUAUUAAAGAGCUUGCAGUAGAUGACCCAAUACAGGUAUGCGCAGAGUUGGAGGAACCUUUAUUUGUUACAACAGUGGACGAUUUUAUCGUUGGUAACAAUCUAGCAACCAAGAAGGAAAUCACGAGUCAAGAGAACAUGUUGACUUUUGUUGACACUAUUGCUGAACUUCAAGGAAAAUAUGAUUCAGUUAUAAUAGAACUCAUGAAUUGCCGAUUAUGUCUGACAGCAAAAACAAAUGAUCAACUCAUUCCAAUAUAUAAUGAUGGGAAGGAUAUAGCUCACAUACUAGAAAGAAUUAUGCCCGAUACGAUUAAACCAAAUGAUGGAUUCCCUCAACAAAUAUGCCUAGCGUGCCUCGAAGCUGCUACCCAGUGUAUCAAUACAAUUGAAAAAUUCAAAGCAAUUCAGAAUAAAUUAAAAGUAUUGUAGUUAUA
Malaya genurostris is the source of this 907-nucleotide messenger RNA. Its product is annotated as THAP domain-containing protein 1-like. NCBI's taxonomy places the organism in Eukaryota, Metazoa, Arthropoda, Insecta, Diptera, Culicidae. Gene Ontology annotation, cellular component: nucleus. Bases 96 to 902 code for a protein of 268 amino acids. The record is from RefSeq and is a predicted model, not a curated record. Gene Ontology annotation, molecular function: sequence-specific DNA binding; zinc ion binding. The transcript is spliced from 3 exons.